Hemiscyllium ocellatum (epaulette shark) is the source of this 8227-nucleotide messenger RNA. RefSeq names its product protein unc-79 homolog. The transcript is spliced from 55 exons. The record is from RefSeq and is a predicted model, not a curated record. Gene Ontology annotation, molecular function: protein binding. Bases 1 to 8139 code for a protein of 2712 amino acids. NCBI's taxonomy places the organism in Eukaryota, Metazoa, Chordata, Chondrichthyes, Orectolobiformes, Hemiscylliidae.
AUGUCCACCAAAGCGGAGCAGUUUGCAUCUAAGGUCCGUUAUUUACAAGAGUACCACAAUCGUGUUCUUCAUAACAUUUAUCCUGUGCCAUCUGGAACUGAUAUAGCAAAUACAUUGAAGUACUUUUCACAGACGUUGUUAAGCAUUUUGUCCCGCAUAGGGAGGAAGGACAACCAGGAUGGCUCCAAUUUGACAGUGCCCAUGACUAUGUGUCUUUUUCCUGUGCCAUUCCCACUCACCCCAUCCCUAAGACCACAAGUCAGUUCCAUCAACCCUACUGUUACUCGCUCCCUCCUUUACAGCGUCCUCCGUGAUGCUCCCUCUGAGCGUAGUCAGCAAAGUCGUGAUGCACAACUUUCAGAAUACCCAUCUUUGGACUAUCAAGGCCUUUAUGUGACAUUGGUGACUCUUCUUGACCUGGUUCCUUUGCUACAACACGGCCAACACGACUUGGGACAAUCCAUAUUUUAUACGACAACAUGCUUGCUACCAUUCCUCAGUGACGACAUUUUGAGCACUCUACCUUAUACCAUGAUUUCCACUUUAGCAACAUUUCCUCCAUUUCUUCACAAGGAUAUCAUUGAAUAUCUGAGUACAUCUUUUCUCCCAAUGGCAAUAUUGGGAUCAUCUAAGCGAGAAGGUGUUCCACCUUAUGUGAAUUAUUCUGCCUCUUCAAUGCUGAUGAUUGCUAUGCAAUAUACCACAAAUCCAGUGUACCAUUGCCAGCUUUUGGAAAGCCUUAUGAAAUACAAGCAAGAAGUCUGGAAAGAUUUGUUGUAUGUGAUUGCAUAUGGCCCCUCUCAAGUUAAGCCUCCUGCUGUUCAAAUGCUUUUCCACUACUGGCCUAAUUUAAAGCCACCGGGUGCUAUCUGUGAAUACAGGGGGCUGCAGUACACAGCAUGGAAUCCAAUUCACUGUCAGCAUGUCGAAUGUCAGAAUGCAAUCAACAAACCUGCUGUGAAGAUGUGCAUAGAUCCAUCCAUUUCUGUGGCAUUAGGUGAAAAGCCACCUCCAUUAUACCUGUGUGAAGAAUGCAGUCAGAAGAUUGCAGGAAUCCAAUCUGAAUGGUUAAUUGAUGUUCUGCUACCACAAGCUGAAAUUUCGGCUAUUUGUCAGAAGAAGAAUUGUAGCUCGCAUGUUAGGAGAGCCAUUGUUACCUGCUUCUCAGCAGGAUGCUGUGGUCGUCAUGGAAACAGGCCAGUGCGUUAUUGCAAAAGGUGUCAUUACAAUCACCACAGCAGUGAGAUUGGUGCUGCUGCAGAGACUCACCUGUACCAGACUUCUCCCCCUCCAAUGAACACUAGAGAAUGUGGUGCAGAAGAGCUGGUCUGUACUGUGGAAUCAGUAGUCAGUUUGCUAAAAGAAGCUGAAUAUCAUGCCGAGCAGCGGGAGUUUGAAUUAAAUCGAAGAAGACAAAUGGGAUUGUCCUUAUCCCAACCUUCUUUAGACAAUAUGGAGUAUGAUAACAAGGAUGAUGAUAAAAAUGAUCAGCGACUAUUGAGUCAGUUUGGAAUAUGGGUUUUGGUCAGCCUUUGCACUCCAAGUGAAAACACACCUACAGAAAGUCUAGCCAGGUUGGUUAGCAUGAUGUUUCAAUGGUUCCAUUCUACUGCAUACAUGCUUGAUGAUGAAGUGGGGAGCCUAGUGGAAAAGCUCAAGCCUCAAUUUGUCACCAAAUGGUUGAAGACUGUUUGUGAUGUUCGAUUUGAUGUCAUGGUCAUGUGUCUUCUCCCCAAACCCAUGGAGUUUGCAAGAGUUGGUGGGUAUUGGGACAAGCGCUGCAGUACUGUGACACAGCUAAAGGAAGGCUUGAAUCGUAUUCUGUGCCUUAUUCCAUAUAAUGUUAUAAAUCAAGCUGUGUGGGAAUGCAUUAUGCCAGAAUGGUUGGAAUCUAUCCGAACUGAGGUGCCGGACAACCAAUUAAAAGAGUUUAAAGAGGUUUUAAGCAAAAUGUUUGAUAUUGAACUUUGUCCAUUGCCGUUUUCCUUGGAAGAGAUGUUUGGUUUUAUUAGCUGUAGAUUUACCGGCUACCCCGCUUCAGUACAGGAACAAGCUUUGCUUUGGCUUCAUGUUUUAUCAGAACUAGAUAUAAUCGUCCCUCUCCAGCUAUUGAUCAGUAUGUUUUCCGACGGAGUUAACUCAGUUAAGGAAUUGGCAAAUCAAAGAAAAGCAAGAGCCAAUGACCAGCCAGGAAACCUAACUCGAAGGGUUAGUGUUGUAUCAGAUCCUGGACGCAGAUGCCAACAUGUUACUCUAAGUCCGUUUCCUAGCCCCUUUCGUAGCCCAUUCCGUAGUCCAUUGCGCAGUCCAUUCCGUGGUUGUUUUAAGAAUUUUGGAUCUGCAGGAGGAAGAGCCAUUGACUUUGAUUCUGAUGAUGAUGAGAUGAACUUAGCUUGCUUUAUUCUGAUGUUUGAUUUGAUAUUGAAACAGAUGGAAUUGCAAGAUGAUGGUAUGGUUAUGGGUCUAGACCAUGGAUUAGCCAAGGACAUAAUUUCCAUCAUAAACAAUGUGUUCCAAGCUCCCUGGGGAGGCUCACAUACUUGCCAGAAAGAUGAAAGUGCGGUUGAAUGCAACCUAUGUCAAUCCAGCAUUUUAUGCUACCAACUCGCAUGUGAGCUGCUGGAGCGAUUGGCACCUAAAGAGGAAAUCAAACUGGUGGAACCAACUGACAGCUUUGAAGAUAGUAUGCUGUUUUCUAGACCUGAAUUCACUAUAGGUUUUGAAGGAGAAGAAGAUGAUAAUUCAAAAGAGGAAGAAAAUCAACUGUUCAAUAACGGAUGUGAAGAAAAGCCUGAGUAUGCAGUCACUAAUAUUUUUAUAUUUAUAGAAAUGAAAAAUAACGCAGAGAGGACCUUUGAUUAUGAACAACUCCCUGCUACAUUGAAGUUGAUACAUACAAUAUUGCAGGAAAUCCCAAAUUGUGAGGAGCCAGACAUUCUUUUCAACAUGCUCAACUGUUUAAAAAUAUUGUGUCUCCAUGGGGAAUGUUUGUAUCUCGCCAGAAAGGAUUAUCCAAACUUUCUUGCUUACAUUCAAGAGAAAAUGUUGAUUUCCAGCCUAUGGAAAGUACUUAAGUCUGAAUUCUCCCAGCUUGCCUCUGUGGCAAUACCCUUGUUCCUGCAUGCACUUUCUCUUUCUCGUGGUGCUGAUAUAUUCUGGGGCAUCAUUGAUAGCAAUUUUAACAGCAAAGACUGGAAGAUGCGUUUUGAAGCUGUGGAGAAAGUUGUGGUUAUGUGCAGAUUUCUGGAUAUCCAAUCUGUGACAAAGAAUCAUGUGCUGAAGUAUUCUCUAGCCCAUGCCUUCUGCUGUUUCCUUGCUGCAGUUGAAGAUGUUAAUCCAGCAGUGGCCACGAGAGCCAGACUUUUGCUUGAUUCCAUCAAAAGACCAGCUUUACAAGGUCUCUGUCUUUGCCUCGAUUUUCAGUUUGACACUGUGGUGAAGGAUAGGCCAACAAUCCUCAGCAAAUUAUUUCUUCUUCAUUUCUUAAAGCAAGACAUUCCAGCUUUAAGCUGGGAGUUUUUUGUCAAUAGGUUUGAUACCUUGUCUCUGGAGGCUCAACUUCAUUUGGAUUGCAAUAAGGAAUUUCCAUUCCCUACAACUAUCACUGCUGUAAGGACAAAUGUUGCUAAUCUAAGUGAUGCUGCCAUGUGGAAGAUCAAACGCGCUCGCUUUGCACGAAACCGACAGAGAAGUGUGCGAUCCCUUAGGGACAGUGUGAAAGGUCCAGGAGAGUCAAAGAGGGCACUUUCUCUUCCAGAAACUCUAAGCACCAAACUGCCUUUGCGACUGACGAGACAUGAGCAAUCAGCUCCAACUCUUGGUGCGAUGAUGGAACAGACCCCUUGUCAGCAGUCUUCAGAGGAUGAUGCAAUCAUCAAGGAUCCUUUACCUGAAGAUGCCGGCAUUGAUCAUCAAACAGUCCAUCAGCUAAUCACAGUUCUAAUGAAAUUCAUGGCGAAGGAUAAAAGCAGUGCUGAAACUGAUAUCAGCAGUGCCAAAGCAUUCAAUACAGUAAAGCGGCAUCUGUAUGUGUUACUUGGCUAUGACCAGCAGGAGGGGUGUUUCAUGAUUGCCCCUCAGAAAAUGAGAACUUCCACUUGCUUCAAUGCUUUUAUUGCCGGAAUAGCACAGGUUAUGGAUUACAACAUUGGUCUGGGCAACCAACUUCUUCCCCUGGUGGUGCAAGUGCUAAAAUAUUGCACCUGUCCACAGCUUCGCCAUUACUUUCAACAACCCCCACGUUGUUCACUUUGGACUCUGAAACCUCAUAUACGACAGAUGUGGCUGAAGGCUUUGCUCGUGAUUCUGUACAAGUAUCCUUAUAGGGAUUCCGAUAUCAGCAAAAUUGUAUUGCAUCUGAUCUAUAUCACGAUCAAUACACUUAAUGCACAAUACCAUAGCUGUAAACCCCAUCCCACUGCUGGACCCCUUUACAGUGAUAAUAGUAACAUUAGCAAAUACAGUGAGAAAGAAAAAGAGGAAGAUAGUGUGUUUGAUGAAUCAGAUGUACAUGAUACACCGGUUGGAGCUUGCAACAAGGAACCACAGACAUUCUUUGCAAGACUGAAGAGGAUAGGGGGAAGUAAAUCAGUAAAAUAUCAACCAGUAGAGAUGAAUGCACAGAAGAGCUCAGAGAUAGAGCUGUCAGAGUACAGAGAUUCCAGCCUUUUGCCAGACAAUAUAAUGCGGUAUGGUACAUCUCCACAAUUGCAAGAAGGAGUUGCUCAAAAGAAAAAAUUAUAUGCAAUUAAGCAGCAGUCACUUGAUAUAGGAAACGCAGAUUCUGUCCUGUAUUCUUUAGAUGAACAUCGCAGAAAGUCAUGUCUGGAUAGGUAUGAAUCAUUACGACAAGCAAGCUUCCCUUCCUGUUAUCCUCACUUGGCAAGCUUGUAUGGAAGACCAGAGCAGGACUUAUCUGUCAGUGCAGAAAUUGGAGAAGAUCAGGAAAAUAUUUCCACUGCAGUAAACUCUCAAGAAGGGAAACGACCAUUAAUACCAGAAGUUAGACUCAGCUGCACGGAAACAUUUGAGGCAAAACUUGAAUCUCCUGAGAAACAUCUUUGCUUUCAUAAAGAAGAAAGUGAUUUGAUUGAUUUAUCUUCUGAUUCGUCAUCUGCUCCUGAGAAGCAAUCAAUUCUAUCAAGUUCUGAUAGCGAUUCUUUGGUCUUUGUGCCUCUUCCCCCUCUCAGAAUUGUAGAGAGUGAUGAGGAAUAUGAAAUGCAGAAUACCCCUAAUAAUAAACCAAAUGGAAAAACUAAUGUGAUCUCUCAGAAUACUCCAUCACAUAGUUUAAAUGUUACACCAGUUGUAAAAGUUAAUGUUGAAGAUUGCUCCAAAGAGUCAAAAUGUCUGGAUUUUGGUAUGACUUCUUUGCUAGAUACUGAGAACAUUUUAUCAAUAGGUCUUGUAGAUGAAAAAGAUUUUGAAAAUCUAACACCACAAAAAAAUUCUAAGUGUUCUGGCUGUGAAAGUCCACUAACUCUUAAACAGAAACGAGAAAACCUCAGGAAAUCAUCUGCUGUGGUUGAAAUAUCACAAGAUGAUACAGAUGAUUUGCAUAGAGAUGAUAUUAAAUCUGAAAGCCCAUUGCCAAGUCCCAUAGUUAAAACAGUAUUUCUCAAGCUGCCUACAGAAAUAGAAGACGGUGAAAAACCAAAUACAGAGGCGUCUACUGAUAAAGAUACUGAUCAAAAAGAUGAUAGUGGUGAAGAAACAGAAUUCAAAAUCCAAAUUGUUCCACGUCAGAAAAAACAAAGGAAGAUAGCUGUUAGUGCUAUUCAGAGGGAAUACCUUGACAUUUCCUUCAACAUUCUUGACAGAAUCGGAGAUCAAAGAGACACUGAUCAGUCUGUUAAAGGUCUUUCAGCUCUGGAUAUGCCAAGAGAAUCUACCUCUGCUCCAACUUUAGAAGCAGCUGUACCAGAGACCAGUUGCCACUCUUCUAUAUCAAUUCAAUCUAGGCAAAUGAAAAGGGGAUCCCUGGGGGCCCUGACACUGAACCACUUAAUGAAGAGGCAACUGGAACAUCAGUCUAGUGCACCUCACAACAUCAGUAGCUGGGACACUGGUUAUAUUCACCCUAGAAAACAACAAUGUUCUGUCAAAACUCUGCUGCGGCCGCACUUGGAGGGGCAGAGCUUUAAAUUGAGGGGUGCAACAAAAUCUAGUUUGCUUUCAGCACAGAGCAUAGUCAGUAUGUUUGUUCCUGCACCAGAAGAAUUUACAGAUGAUCAGCCAACACUAAUGUCUGACAGAUGUCUUGACUGUGGGGCUGUUCUUGAAGAGUAUGAUGAAGAAACGUUGGGGUUGGCUAUUGUUGUACUUUCAACAUUCACUCACUUGAGCCCAGACUUAGCUGCUCCCUUGCUGCUUGAUAUUCUGCAGUCAGUUGGAAGAUUGGCAUCAAGCACUCUUUUCUCUGGUCAAGCAGAAAGCAUGAUGAUUCCUGGCAAUGCUGCUGGUGUGGCAAAGCAAUUUUUACGCUGCAUUUUUCAUCAGCUUGCUCCCAAUGGUAUACUUCCACAGCUCUUCCAAAGCAACAUUAAAGAUGGAAGCUUCCUUCGAACUUUGGCCUCGUCUCUAAUGGACUUCAAUGAGCUGAGUUCAGUGGCGGCAUUGAAUCAACUACUGGAGGGUUUAAACAACAAGAAGAACCUGCCAGCAGGAGGAGCCAUGCUUCGCUGUUUAGAUAACAUAGCCACUUACAUGGAAGCUCUGCCUAUGGAUUUACCCAGCAAUCUGUGGACUACAAUAUGCAAUCAGUUUCAAACAUUUCUGACCAAACUGCCGUGCAUACUGCCAUUGAAGUGCUGCCUGGAUUCUAGUUUGGCAAUCAUGAUAUGUCUUCUCAAGAUACCUACCACAAGUGCAACAAGGAGCCUUUUGGAGCCAUUUUCCAAAUUGUUGAGUUUUGUAAUUCAAAAUGGAGUCUUCAGCCUUGCGUAUCUUGUUGAAUUGUGUGGUUUGUGUCAUCGAGCAUUCAAUAAGGAACGGGAUAAAUUCUACCUCUCACGAAGUGUUGUAUUGGAAUUGUUACAAGCACUGAAGCUAAAGUCGCCAUUACCAGACACCAAUCUAUUGUUGCUGGUGCAGUUUGUUUGUGCAGAUGCUGGAACAAAAAUAGCUGAAUCAACAAUCCUACAGAAACACAUGAUUGCAUCUGUUUCUGGAUACACAACGGCAGCAAUGGAAUGCAUGCGACAGUAUGUAAGUGAACUGCUAGACUUUAUAGCUGAUAUGCACACACUGACCAAAUUGAAGGAUCACAUGAAGACUUGUUCUCAGCCUUUGCAUGAAGAUACUUUUGGCGGGCACCUUAAAGUAGGAUUGGCACAGAUAGCAGCAAUGGAAAUUGCCAGGGGAAAUCAUCGCGAUAAUAAAGCAGUCCUUCGCUACUUGCCUUGGCUGUAUCAUCCUCCGUCAGCCAUGCAACAAGGUCCAAAAGAAUUUAUUGAGUGCGUUUCCCAUGUUCGUCUUUUGUCAUGGCUGCUGCUGGGGUCUCUUACACAUAGUGUUGUGUGUUCAGGAUCCACUUCAUGCAUGCCCAUUCCUUUGGAUGCUGGUUCACAUAUUGCAGAUCAUCUUAUAGUUAUCUUGAUUGGAUUUCCUGAACAAUCCAAGACAUCUGUAUUACAUAUGUGCUCCCUAUUCCAUGCAUUCAUAUUUGCCCAACUUUGGACAGUAUACUGCGAACAAGCAGCUUCUAUUCCGACACUACAGAGCCUGAAUGAGUUUGUUUGCACAGCCACUUUGACAGCCCUCGAAUUCUGGAGUCGGGUGACACCUAGCAUUUUACAGCUGAUGGUUCACAACAAAAUGAUGGUAGAAAUGGUUUGCUUGCAUGUUAUCAAUCUGAUGGAAGCUCUACAGGAAUGCAACUCAACCAUCUUUGUGAAGCUGAUACCAAUGUGGUUACCAAUGAUUCAGUCAAAUUUAAAGCAUCUUUCAGCGGGUCUGCAGUUGCGCCUUCAAUCAAUCCAGAAUAAUGUCAACCAUCAUGUCUUGCAAUCUUUCCAGGGAUCUGGGCAGAUGAGCACAAAUUCAUCAGUACUCCGUAAAUGGCUGCAAUGUACUCAGUUCAAAAUGGCUCAGGUGGAAAUACAGUCAUCAGAAGCUGCAUCUCAAUUUUAUCCUCUUUAAAUUGCCUUUUUAUGUACCCUGACUUGAAGGAGUAGCGUCUCUUGUCAGGCCUGUUAUGCUGAUAAAACAUUAGAUGCAUGUCGGCAAC